GAAAGUCUUCCUUUUAAAAUACUAAAAAACAUAUUAUAUCAAUGAACACUGAUUUUGAAAUGAAUGAAUUAAGCCUCCAACAAGAGGAAGAGGAACAAACUACCGAGAUUUAUGUUAGCAUGAUGUCUAUGAUGAGAUCUAAAUGGGUAACCACUAUGCCUUCCUCAGACGCUAUGGAUCUCGAUGAAGAAGUUAAUGAAGAACUGGGAGCUCUUGACUCAGAAGAGAAUAACUAUAACGAAGAUAAUAGUGAAAAUGAGAAUGAAAGUAACGAUAAACUAGCAAAGCCCACUGUCGAAGAAUUUGCUAAGAAACUUGCUAGCAGCAAUAAAGAAAAAGAGAAAACUUUGAAAUACAGAAAGUACAAUCAGGAACAAAUCAAAGAGUUUAUCUGCUUGAUAACAGAAAUGGUUCCUGUAAAAGACGCAGCUUUACGAACUGGUAUCGUUUUAAGUUCAGCUUAUUGUUUCCGAAAACAAUGGACGAAAGAGGGGAAGAUAAGUGAAACAAAAAAAAGGAGGACGUGUUGUUGGAAAUGUUUCUGAUUUAAAAGAAGAGCACACAAUAUUUUUAACAAAAAUUGUGGACGAUUUUGCAACUAUUACUAUUACACAAAUGGGGGAGAUGUUGCACCAGGAAUUCCCUAGAUUGUCUGUUAGUAA
This is a messenger RNA of Cokeromyces recurvatus, 662 nucleotides long. RefSeq lists its product as uncharacterized. The transcript has a single exon. The record is from RefSeq and is a predicted model, not a curated record. The coding region runs from base 42 to 545 and encodes 167 amino acids. NCBI's taxonomy places the organism in Eukaryota, Fungi, Mucoromycota, Mucoromycetes, Mucorales, Mucoraceae.